Aspergillus nomiae NRRL 13137 is the source of this 4511-nucleotide messenger RNA. Its product is annotated as BTB domain and ankyrin repeat protein. NCBI's taxonomy places the organism in Eukaryota, Fungi, Ascomycota, Eurotiomycetes, Eurotiales, Aspergillaceae. The annotation marks the transcript as partial. The record is from RefSeq and is a predicted model, not a curated record. The transcript has 4 exons. Gene Ontology annotation, molecular function: protein binding.
AUGAGUAGCAAGCUUUGGGAGUUAUUUUUGCGCGAUGACGUUGAUAGCUUCCGGCGGGUUCUGGCAACUGCCAGCUAUACCUCCGGUAGCCAGCGGGCUUCAGGACCUAGCGGAUCGUCUAAUUUCAAGAUCGGAAGCCCUGGGGGUACGAUAGCCUCCACUGGUCUCUCUCUCAAAAGCAAAAAAUUGAGCGGAACGUCGCCAGGAAGUCCGGUCCCGGAUCGAAGCAAUACACCUCGGAGUGGAAGGCCAUUAUCUCGGGAGGAAUUGAAUGCUCGUGAUCAACUCGGCAGAACACUACUCCACCUUGUGGCUUCGUCGACAAAACCUACUGCGACCGACUUUGCUGUGGCUUUACUCGAGGUGCCUUUCAUUGACAUAUAUGCACAAGAUUGGGAGAGUGGGUGGACAGCGCUGCACCGGGCUUUGUAUGCGGGCAAUGCCGCUAUUGCCCAAGCGUUACUGACUCGCGAUGUGCGUGAUGCAACGGACUUUAGUAAAUCGGGAAAUAUAAACAACGCGAGUGGCACCUUGAUAAAAAUUAAAGACCGAGAAGGGUACAGCCCCUUUGAUGUAUAUGGAGCUACAAUUGCAUCUCGUGACAUCAAGAGUAUUGUCUCUCUGACAGCGAAUGGUCUAAGUCUCGCCGAUCUUGACAAUGCGGACACUGCCUCCAUUGCAUCCUCAGAGCCUGACGAUUUCGACGAAGAUGGUCAUUUUGCAAAGCGAGCGCUAAAACCGAGAACAAAUGUACUAGGUGACGAAGUAUUUACGUUUGGGAGCAAUAAGAACCUGAAUCUUGGUGUGGGGGACCAGGACGACCGCCAGUAUCCCGAGAGAAUAACUUUCCAACGUCCAGGUCACCUUCUGCAGCGGUUCUUUUCCGAAUUCCGAGAGCAGCAGUUGGAUGAAGGGAGUUCAAAUCUCCAACAAUUGCGCGGAGUCACGGAUUUGCCAGCAUUGAUCAAGAACAAACCUAUCAAAAUUCAGAACGUUGCCAUGUCCAAGCUGCAUACAGCCAUUCUCACUAACGAUCCAGAGUCGAACCUGUUCAUGUGCGGCUUCGGCCCCGGAGCGCUUAGCAAGAGGGUUAUUUCUGUUGCCCUUGGCCAGGAUCACACUCUCGCAAUUACAGAGAACGGCGAGAUAUUCAGCUGGGGAAGUAACAAGUUUGGUCAAUUAGGUUAUGGCCUUCCAAGAACCAACAACCGAGACGAUGUGCCAAUGCAGAAGACUCCACGACAGAUAUUCAACCCGUUCAAAAAGGAGACCAUUCUUGGAGCUGCAGCAUCUGCGAUACAUUCAGUCGUUUUCAGCAACUUUGGUCUUUAUACUUUUGGUAAGAAUGAAGGUCAGCUUGGACUUGUCGACUCAGAUGCCCGAUCUCUUGAAACUCAGACGACCCCUCGGCGUGUCGGAGCGUCUCUUUUUAGUGCUCCAAUCCAGAGCGUGUCCGCUAUUGACCAAGCCACGGCCAUUCUCCUCCAGAACCAUGAGGUUUGGGUGUUUUCACAGUAUGGCUACUCAAGACUGUCUUUCCCAUUAGAUAUCAGCUCGAGUUUCAUUAGGAACAGCUUCAUGUCUACCCGGUACGACACUUCCGUCAAUCGUAUUAUUAAAGUAACGUCCGGUGGAAAUACCAUAUGUGCGUUGUCCAGUUCUGGUGAAGUCUUCACAGUACAAGUCAACAGGACGGAGAACCCACCGAGUUCGACUUCUACUACAAACCCAGCUAAAAUACGGAACUCUUUAUCUACACCGGCUCGAGUGUGGUCUGUGAAGAAGGCGCACAUGGCUGUCAGAGACGUCGAUGUUGGACAAGAUGGCUCGAUCAUCAUUUGCACGGCUUCUGGAUCGGCCUGGAGGAAAGAAAAGCGGGGGAAAGCGAAGGAUAGUUCAUCGAAAGACCACAAGUUUGUCCGCGUCCCUGGACUUUCUCGAGUUGUGAGCGUAUGUAGCAAUGCAUUUGGAGCUUUCGCAACCGUGCAACGGAACUGUGAUGUUACCAGGGAGCAAAUUAACAUCGACCAAAGCACACUGUGGAAAGAUAUGUUCCCACUCUCACCUUUCAACUCUGUAUUAGGCUCUGUUGCCACUGAUCAAGACAGUGUGUUGGACUCAGAGCCUGUCAUCAAUAUCAAGAAGGCCAUCAUGUCAGAGUCAGAUGUCGAGUCCUAUUUCCGACCGCUACAGACCGGGCGCUUCCCCGGAACAGUAUGGGUCAUGACCACAACCUCUGACAUACGUAUACCUGUGCACGAGUUCAUCCUGACAGGGCGCAGCCCGGUUUUGAGAAAGGCAUUCCAUGAUCUACGGCAUGCACAAUCCUUCUCCAUUCCUGAUGUGCUUACGAUCAACUACGACGGAGAAGGAUAUGCACAGCUUCAACUCCAAGGCGUUGACUUCUUGACUCUUCUGAAUCUCGCUUUCUACUCUUACACAGACAAUAUUUUCGAAGUGUGGCAGCUAGCCAAACAUACACCGGAAAAUGCAUCUAGAUAUCGUCAGGUCCGCUCUGAAGUGAUGCGUGUUGCCACUAGCCUGGGCCUUACUAGUUUGGAGAGAUCUGCCAGGUUAAUGAUUGAGCCUGCAAUGGCUCUGAAGUCAGAUAUGGAACGUGCGAUCAAUGAUAUCACGUUCUUUGACAGUGGUGAUGUGAUCGUUGAGUUGAAAAACGGCACUAUGAGGGCUCACAGCCAAGUUAUUUGCCAAAGAUGUCCGUUUUUCGACGCCUUGUUCCGUGGUCGUUCAGGUGGCAGGUGGCUUUCCUCCCGCCGUAUAGAUCCAACUGACGAUAUAUACGUGGAUCUAAAGCAUAUUGAUCGGCAUGUAUUUGAGUUUGUGCUUCGGUAUAUGUAUGCAGAUACGGAGGAGCAACUUUUCGACCAAGUUCGAACGAAUGACCUGGAGGAAUUCAUUGACCUAGUGCUUGAUGUUGCAUUCGUGGCAAAUGAGCUGAUGAUUGACCGAUUGGGUCAAAUCUGUCAGAAGAUGCUUGGCAGGUUCGUAACCACACGUAAUGUGUGUCAUCUCCUCAACGCCACUGCGCCUUGCUGUGUGACGGAAUUCAAAGAUGCUGCAUUGGAGUAUAUUUGCUUGAAUUUGGAAGAUCUACUCUCUAAUAGAUAUUUGGAGGAUCUCGAUGAAUUCUUGCUGGGUGCGCUUGAUUCUGUUUGUCACGAGAACCAGCUUUCAAGCUUCCCGGUGUCACGAGGGCGCAACUCCGAAGAAUAUGUCUUUGAAAAGUACCCUGAGCUUGUAUCCUUGGUAGAAAGAGACCGGCGGAGGAAGAUUGAUUCCAUGAGACUUCGGUCACAUGUCAGCCAGAUUGAGACGAACGAAGGAAAGCUUCGAGCAACACUCACGCCUUCAGCACCUUCGGGACAGAAAGCACACCAGACGCCUACUAAGGGGGCCUCAGCUGCCACGUCACGUAGCCCAUCAUUGAGGCCCCAGCAUUCAAUCGGCGACCUGAUGUUCCAAAUGGAUGACGAGAAUUUGCUCACACCGGGAGACUAUAUUAAAGGAAAGAUGGCAGUCCGUGGGGUCAAACCAAAUGAUGCCAAUGACUCGCGCUCAUACCCUGACUCACCGGCUUUGGGGUCUAGUCUAACAGAGGGAGGAUCAUUGGAAGGCCGAAGCUACCUGGAUGAUCAAAUGGCAUCCCCACAAGAUGCUAUACUUGCAGCGUCUCCAACUGAACUACGAGCUAGUGCGCUGAACGGGAAAAAGAACGGUUCUCUUACUCCACCAGACGUCUCUCAACAGCCGUGGAGUGCAUCAGUGGUUUCAGGCUCCAAGAAAAAUCUAAAAGACAUCAUGGACGAAGCAUCAGAAACCCGCGUGUCGAAUCUCAGUCUAGGCAUGUCUUCCGCCCCUCGGGAAAGCAACAGCAACAACAGCAACAACUUCACUCCAAAACUAUCCCAAAAGGAGCGCAAGAAGAUCCAGCAACAACAAAUGCAAGAGAUGCUCGCUGCUCAGAAAAAAGCCAAAGAACCACCCCAAAACCCAUGGAAGACGGCCACACCCACAAAGCCGAUCCCAUUAGGAGCCACCGACGGACAAGACAACCUAACCUCCGGCUCAGUCAAAUCAACCCCCAAGGCGCCCUCCAUGACCCUCCGUCAAACCGUCGCCGGGACACCACCGCCAUCAAAACCAGGAACACCACCUGUGCAAAUCCAGAACCGCAAAGCCUCUACCACCAACACACAGACUCCCUCCAAACCUUCCAUCUCAGGCCCAUCAACAGCGCCACCCCCCAACCCACCAGCAACCCCACAACCCCAGCCUCGACCCGCGAUCCAAUCAGUCCGCCACAUCCCCCGUCCAGAACCAUACCAAACCAGCUUCACCUCGCCCUCCCCCAACUCCCUCUCCCUAGCCACGAUCCUCAUGCAACAACAAACCGAAAAAGACGAAAUCCGCGAGGCAGCAACAGCCAAACACAACCUGCAAGACAUCCAAGCCGAACAAGAAUUCCAAGAAUGGUGGGACAAAGAAAGCAG